Molecule: messenger RNA, 264 nt
Organism: Lachancea thermotolerans CBS 6340
Lineage: Eukaryota; Fungi; Ascomycota; Saccharomycetes; Saccharomycetales; Saccharomycetaceae
Gene: BOL3
Product: Bol3p
Exons: 1
Coding region: 1-264 (87 amino acids)
Source: RefSeq, a predicted model, not a curated record
AUGUUAGCAAGAGUGGCUCGCAGGCUAUUAUCGUUCACCCCGGAAGAGAAACUCGUUUACGAGAAGCUGACCAAACAGCUUAAGCCUCAGCAGAUCGAAGUACGAGACAUCAGCGGGGGAUGCGGAUCAAUGUUCGCCAUAGACAUUACAAGCGAAAAGUUCAAGGGAUUGUCUAUGGUAAAGCAACAUAAACUCGUUAACAAAGUCUUGCAGGACGAUAUUAAGAGGUGGCAUGGUCUGCAGUUGCGGACACGCAGCGAAUGA